Molecule: messenger RNA, 453 nt
Organism: Cinara cedri
Lineage: Eukaryota; Metazoa; Arthropoda; Insecta; Hemiptera; Aphididae
Source: the annotation of a GenBank genome assembly
AUGAAAAUAUCUGAAGAUAUUAAAGGUAAAUUCAAACAAUUAGUAAAAACGUAUCAAGAUAUAAUUGAUGAAUGUAACGAUUCAAAUUUAAAUGGUCAUAUAUUAAACGAAAUAUUAGAUUUGUGAUACACUAAAUAUUCAAAUUUAACAUCUUCCGAUCUCAAGAACAAAAAUGCUUUUGAAAUAUAAUUCUAAACUAAUCCAGAUGUUUAUCCAGUAAUAUCUAAACUUCUUCGAAUAUCCAUAACACUUCCAGCGUCUUCUGCCACGGGAGAACGAUCGUUUUUAACACUCCAUCAUUUAAAACCAUAUUUGAGAAAUUCUUCGGGACAAAUACGUUUAAAUGGUUUAGCAUUUGUAAACUAUAUUAAUCGCGAAAUCAACGUGGAUAUCAAUGAUCUUAUAGAUGAACUUGCUAAAACAUCAAAACAAAAAUUGAAGACACAUUUAUAA